AUGAACGGCAAGAAGGGCAGUAUGGAGAUUAGCAUUCCCUGUGCUACCACGAAGGUGAUGAAACAGCACGAUAUCGAAGCUAAUGGUGAUCAGAAAUCGGGAAAGAAGGGAGGAGGAGGAGAAAGCUUCUCCUUUAGAGCUUGGAUGUGGAGAGUCUGGGAGUUUACCAAAGAAGAUAGCAACCGAGUCAAGUUUGCAUUCAAAGUUGGCCUGGCUGUGCUUCUUGUGUCUCUGCUUAUACUUUUUCGAGCACCUUAUGAAGUUUUUGGCACCAAUAUCAUUUGGUCUAUCCUCACUGUUGCCAUCAUGUUCGAGUACACAGUUGGUGCAACAUUUAACAGAGGAUUCAACAGAGCUCUUGGAAGUUUGCUUGCUGGAGUCCUGGCCAUUAGUGUUGCUCAAGUGGCACUAAGAUCUGGCCGCGUCGCUGAACCUAUCAUCAUUGGCAUUAGCAUCUUCAUCGUCGGAGCUGUAACAUCGUUUAUGAAACUGUGGCCAUCACUUGUGCCUUAUGAGUAUGGAUUCCGAGUCAUCCUUUUCACUUACUGUUUGAUAGUAGUAUCCGGGUAUCGGAUGUCAAUGGGAAAUCCCAUGAGGACGGCCAUGGAUCGACUCUACUCCAUAGCUAUCGGAGGGUUUGUAGCAGUGUUUGUGAAUGUCCUUGUUUUCCCUAUAUGGGCUGGGGAGCUGUUACAUAAGGAGCUGGUGAACAACUUUAACUCAGUGGCUGACUCACUUGAAGAAUGUGUUAGAAAGUAUCUAGCAGAUGAUGGGACAGAACACCCUGAAUUCUCCAAAACUGUCAUGGAUGAGUUUCCGGACGAGCCUGCUUAUAGGAAAUGUCGAAGCACAUUGAACUCAUCCGCAAAGCUCGAAUCCUUGGCUGUGUCUGCAAAAUGGGAGCCACCACAUGGAAGGUUCAGACACUUCUUCUAUCCUUGGUCAGAAUAUGUUAAAGUUGCAGCCGUUCUAAGAUAUUGUGCUUAUGAGGUUAUGGCCCUCCAUGGAGUUCUGCACUCUGAAAUUCAGGCGCCUUACAAUCUCCGGAUCACAUUCCAGUCGGAGAUCAAAGAAGCCUCAAGCCAAGCAGCAGAACUAGUAAGAAGUUUAGGCCAGGACAUCAGCAACAUGAAAAGGACCACAAUGACAUCUCUACUCAAAAGGGUUCACAGCUCCACAGAGAAACUCCAGCGUGCCAUUGACAUACACUCUUAUCUCCUCACCUCAAGUUUUGACCCCCCGGACAGCAACAACAUCUCUAAGCCACUUCCCAAGCUCACUCAAACCUUAUCAAGCACUUUCUCGGACCUCCAAAACCAAUUACAAGCGGUUCAACUUGAUAGAACCACUAGCCUGGAAAAGAACCAAAGCACACAGCAGCAGACAGCAGAGCCUUACCAUGAGCUAAUGAGGAAGCAGUCAAGAAGGCUUCACUAUUCAUGGCCGCCAAGACAGGUUGAUGCUUUUGAGGAUGAUGGUUCUGCCGGUUCGGACUUCUUGCCUAGGAUGAAGGCAUUUGAGAGCACUGCAGCAUUGUCACUGGCUACCUUCACUUCCUUGCUUAUUGAGUUUGUUGCGAGGCUUGAUCACUUGGUUGAAGCAGUUGAUGAGCUUUCUAAAAUGGCCAAAUUCUAA
Fragaria vesca subsp. vesca is the source of this 1635-nucleotide messenger RNA. RefSeq names its product aluminum-activated malate transporter 9-like. Lineage: Eukaryota; Viridiplantae; Streptophyta; Magnoliopsida; Rosales; Rosaceae. Gene Ontology annotation, biological process: malate transport. The record is from RefSeq and is a predicted model, not a curated record. The coding region runs from base 1 to 1635 and encodes 544 amino acids. The transcript is spliced from 6 exons. Gene Ontology annotation, cellular component: plant-type vacuole membrane.